AUUCUCAUCUUCGAAAAAUGGCGUCGCAUAUGUGGCAGCCAAUUGUUCUCGUCGUGGCCUUGUGCCUAUGCACAGGGUUUGCAGAAGCCGACCGUAGGACAUUAGUGCUUGUGGACGACCUAAAUGUAACGUAUACCCAUUCUAUUUUCUUCAAUUCACUUAGAGAUCGAGGAUUUGAGCUCGAAUUCCUUCCUGCUGAUAGUCCUGGCUUGUCACUCGCAAGAUAUGGAGAGUUUCUCUACGAGAACUUGAUCAUUUUCUCACCUGCAGUCACAGAGUUUGGUGGUAGCGUUGAUAUCAGUGCCAUCACCAACUUCAUCGACAAUGGUGGCAAUGUGCUCGUUGCUGGUAGCCCAUCCCUUGACGAUCCACUCCGGAACCUUGCUACCGAGUGCGGUCUCGAGUUUGAUGAGGAGAACACAAAUGUGAUUGAUCAUGUCAACUUUGACUCUGCUGACACCGGACGGCAUACACGUGUCCUGGUGCCUUCCAAGAACAUUGUUGACAGCUCUCUGAUCGCUGGAAAGCGCAGUGACAAGCCCCUUCUGUACCAGGGAAUCGGCAUGGUACUUGACCCAGACAACAGCCUCAUCACAUCCAUCGUUACUGGCAGCUCAACCACAUACUCACAUGAUGCUUCCGAGUCCAUCACUGAGUAUCCCCAUGCUGUAGGCAAGAGCACUGUCCUGGUUGCCGCCCUCCAGGGCUUCAACAACGCCCGUGUUGUAUUCACAGGCUCCCUGGAUAUGUUCAGUGACGAGUUCCUGUCAUCUCCAGUGCAGCAGGGUAUUGCCGGUGGCCGUCAGUUUGAGAGUGCUGCCAAUGCCGAGUUCAUCAACUCGUUGUCCAAGUGGGUGUUCAAGGAGAAUGGUGUACUGCGUUACUCCAAUGUCCAGCACCACCAUGUGGGUGAAUCCAGCCCUGCCACAUACUACACCGUCUCCGACAACGUGGAGUACAGCAUCCGCAUUGAGGAGCUCGUCAACGGUCAGUGGCAGCCAUUCCGUGCCAGCGGUGUUCAGCUGGAGUUCCAGUGCAUCGACCCCUUCAUCCGUGCCCCGCUGAAGGGAAACAAAGAUGGUGUAUUCUCCACCAAGAUUCAGCUUCCUGACCAGUAUGGAGUUUUCAAGUUCUUGGUUGACUUCCGCAGCCUCGGCUACACUUUCCUUGUCAGCUCCACCCAGAUCACUGUGCGACCACUCACCCAUCUGAUGUACGAAAGGUUUAUAAUGUGUGCGUAUCCUUACUACGCUAGCUGCUUCUCCAUGAUGGUCGGUCUGGUGAUCUUCUCUGCAGUCUAUCUUUUCCAUCGUGAACCCAAGAGCAAAGCAGAGUGAAAUAAUUGCCAGUGCAACAUUCUCAAAUGAUCUUUUUUCUAAGCUAGUUCUUUCGCUGUCUUCAAGGAUUAUCAGACAGUGCAAGAUCCUCCAUAUGUUAUGUUUUAUUGAUUUCAUGGUAAUAGGUGUGUAUGCACAUAACUAACCAACCUUGUAAAUGUAGACGGACUAAAUGAAGUUCCUCCGUG
Messenger RNA from Sycon ciliatum, 1525 nucleotides. RefSeq names its product dolichyl-diphosphooligosaccharide--protein glycosyltransferase 48 kDa subunit-like. The coding region runs from base 18 to 1337 and encodes 439 amino acids. Lineage: Eukaryota; Metazoa; Porifera; Calcarea; Leucosolenida; Sycettidae. Gene Ontology annotation, cellular component: endoplasmic reticulum membrane; oligosaccharyltransferase complex. The transcript is spliced from 10 exons. The record is from RefSeq and is a predicted model, not a curated record.